GGAGGUUAUGUGGGUAAUUUUGUUGAACCCACAUGCGGCGUAGAAACCUAUGAGCUUCGCAGCAAAAUGUGUCGAACGGAUUAGUCCAUUGAUGAUUAAUCUGAGUGUGGAGUCGAUAAGCUCAACGUACUCAUCGGAAAAGGAAAGAAAUCCACGGCGGAUGGCCGGAAAUCUGUUCAGAGCCCUGAGAAAUGCAGCGGCGGCGCCAAAAGUGGGAUAUAAGAAUGUAUGGCAAAUGAGUAAUUUCGUGUAGAAACCUAUUUAAUCCAACGCCAAAAAGUGAGGGCCACAAGCAACAAAACCAAAUCCGAAAGCCAAAUGUCACAAUUGAAGCCUCAAGUAAAAUGAGAAGAAAAACAAACCGAGAGAGAAAAGGAAUCGACGAUUAGUUCACGAACAUGCUCGAAUUGGCUACAACGCAAAUUAUUUCCGACGCCUUCUCAAGAUCUGCUUCUCAUCCUUCUAUUUUCUUUUCGCGAAAUCAAGCAAAAUCUUCAAUAUCCUUCCGCCGGUUCUUCAGCUACCCGUUGUUGGUGCCGCCGAGCUUUGAAUCGAGUUACUUGACGUAUAGGAGGAGGAACUGCUUAACCCUGGUGAGAGCGAGUCGCAGAGAGUCGCCGUACGAAGUGCUUGGUGUUUCUCCGACUGCAACUCCAAAUGAAAUCAAGAGGGCUUAUCGGAAACUGGCUCUCAAGUAUCAUCCCGAUGUCAACAAAGAGCCUAAUGCACAGGAGAAAUUUAUGCGUAUAAAGCAUGCAUACAACACAUUGCUGAAUUCUGAAUCUAGAAGGAAAUAUGAUCAUGGGAAUCAUGGAUCUGACUUCUCAUAUUCGUCAAACGACUUUAGGCGAAGUAGAAACACCGAAGAUGAAGAAACGUUUUACGGACUUGGUAAUUUUUUCAGGGAUGUUCAAAUAACACUAGGUGACUUCUUUAAGGAUCUUCAAGAAGAAUUUCGAAACUGGGAGGCGAGUGCUUCUUCGCAAGGGACGCCGAAGAGCCUAUGGGAAGAACUGGCGGAAAUUGGGGAGGAAUUUGUAGAGUUUCUAGAGAAAGAACUCAACAUAACUGAUGAUUCAGAAGUUGAAUCGAACGACAACAACAAAGCAUCUCAGAAGACGGAUUCUUUCAGAACUUCGAACACAGAUGAAACAAGAAACAAUGUUCGAAAUCAAGGCAACAAGAGUAGUAGUAGUAUCGAGGAGAAUAUCGACGAGAUAGAAGCCACUCUUUUGAAGUUGAAGAAGGAAUUAGGCUUAUAGCUUAUAGCAUGGAAAUGUAGAAUGCAGUCUUUCAGCCACCUUUCUGUCAAGAACACAUCAAAACAAUUGGGUAUCAUUCUGGAAGGAGGUAACACACACUUGGCAGUAUAUGUUCUUUACCAAUUCUCUUCUGUGAUGGCAUUGAAAUGGCAUAUAUUUUGGUUUAGAUUGGCAACAUUUGGCAACUAUUUUAAAUAGUUCCUAUUUAAAAAAAAUCAAUUCUACCAUAAACAAUUUACAUUGCUGGAGCAAAAGCAAAUCAAUAUUAUUUGUUUCA
Messenger RNA from Cucurbita maxima (winter squash), 1539 nucleotides. RefSeq names its product chaperone protein DnaJ. The coding region runs from base 399 to 1262 and encodes 287 amino acids. The record is from RefSeq and is a predicted model, not a curated record. The transcript is spliced from 5 exons. Gene Ontology annotation, biological process: protein refolding. Gene Ontology annotation, cellular component: cytoplasm. NCBI's taxonomy places the organism in Eukaryota, Viridiplantae, Streptophyta, Magnoliopsida, Cucurbitales, Cucurbitaceae.